AAAGGAAAUAAGAAAAGGAAAGGAAAGGAAACCUAAUCCUCGAAUACGAACGAAUAACCCACCAUGUCCCAAUCCUUCACUCCCACGGAGGUCUCCGCCUACAAAACCCCCGAAAAGGGCCUGUACAUCAUCAUCGACAACAACGUCUACGACGUGACCAAGUUCAUCGACGACCAUCCCGGUGGAGCGAAGAUUCUCAAGCGGGUCGCGGGGAAGGAUGCCUCCAAGCAAUUCUGGAAGUACCACAAUGAGGGCGUUCUGAAGAAGUAUGGGCCCAAGCUCCAGGUCGGGGUUGUUAAGGAGUCGGCCAAUUUAUGACUGGAGAAUUUCCAUCCGUCUAUCAAUCUGAGGUUGUUGGAUAUGUCCUGAGUCGAGGGGAGGAUGAGGUUUGGUUUAGUGAUGAGUUUGAAAGAUGGAUGGAUUGAGCCACAGUAAUUAAUAUGUUUUCAUGGGGAGUGUGGCUUGAAGCAUGUUGGACUUGUGCUAUCAAUAUACGUCUGAGACCCCACACACACACUCAUAUAUACACAUACUCUCUGCUUAGCCAUUACAUUGUCAUUCAACAGGAAACCUACAGUUU
Monascus purpureus is the source of this 580-nucleotide messenger RNA. The record is from the annotation of a GenBank genome assembly. Lineage: Eukaryota; Fungi; Ascomycota; Eurotiomycetes; Eurotiales; Aspergillaceae.